AUGUUGCUCCUGAGUGGAUUCACCUUCUCCUGCCUCUGGGUUUUUGGGCUUGGGCAGUUGGAGCAAACUGAAUUAUCAGUCACCAGAGCAAUGGAUGAGAGUGCCCAAAUAUCCUGUAAAGUUUCUCUUCAAGACUUUGGAAAAGUAGAUAUACAUUGGUACCGGCAUAAAAGAAAUCAACAGUUUGAGUAUCUAAUGUUUGUCAGGACGAACUAUAAUGAACGCACCUUAGAAGGAAAAAUUAAGAAAAUUGAAGCAACUAAAGAUGUUCAAACUUCUACUUCAACUUUGAAAGUAAAUUUCUUGAAGAAAGGAGAUGAAGCCAUCUACUACUGUGCUGUUUCUUCAAAUAAUAUACAUAAAAUAUUUUCAAAAGGGACAAAGCUCACAGUAAUUCCCUCAGACAAACGCUUUGAUUCAGACAUUUCUCCCAAGCCUACCAUUUUUUACCCUUCUAUUGCUGAAACAAAUCUCCAUAAGGCUGGGACAUACCUUUGUCUCCUUGAGAAAUUCUUCCCUGAUGUUAUACGUGUAUAUUGGAAAGAAAAGGAUGGCGAUAAGAUUCUGGCAUCUAAAGAAGGAAAUACCAUGAAGACUAAUGACACAUACAUGAAGUUAAGUUGGCUGACUGUGACUGAAGAUUCAAUGGAUACAGAGUACAGAUGUAUUGUUAAACAUGAAAACAAUCAGAGAGGAGUUGACAAAGAGAUUCUGUUUCCUCCUAUCAAUAAAGCUUUCACAGCUAUUGAUAUCAACCCCAGAGAAAGUGUUAUGAGAUGUGAAAAUGCAGAUGAAACUAACUGUAAGAUUCUCUUAGAUGUGCUGCAGCUUCAAGUCACAAACACCUCUGCAUUCUACACCUACCUCAUCCUGUUCUUCAAGAGUGCCAUCCACUUGGCCUUCGUUACAUUCUGUCUGUUUAGAAGAGCUGUGCCUUGUAAUGGUCAAAGAUCAUAA
Messenger RNA from Cricetulus griseus (Chinese hamster), 957 nucleotides. The record is from RefSeq and is a predicted model, not a curated record. Lineage: Eukaryota; Metazoa; Chordata; Mammalia; Rodentia; Cricetidae.